GGUGAUUUUCAAUAAGUAGGUCCACACCAUGUCACGUUGCUUUAUAUAUAAGCUGCUUACUAAACAGUGAAAAAAUUUGUCCCUGCAGCAAGUUGUAUUACCAUAUUAUUCACUGUUAAAAAUUAGGCUCUUCCAUUAUCCACUGGAGAGUUCAAAUUUGCGAAACCUUUAUCGAAUUUUAAACCUUCGUUAUUGUCGCCUGCACUGAAUUUUAUUUUGUACAUCAUUUCUUUCGAAAAGAAGCUUACCAAAAUCUGCUUUUUUUGUUACUUAAACAGCCUAAAUGCUUGCUUUUAAUUAUACAAAGGGAAUAACAAUGACCAGUACAAGUUUUAGUCAGAAAAUUUUAGUAGUUUAUUGUGUCGCUGAAAUUAUCUAAUUAAAAAAACCUUCGUUGUUGCCAAUUUAUAUAGUCUUUCAAAUUAUAAAUAUUUUGAUUAUCGAGGAACACAACAUAGUAAUAAAGCUAUUAGAGACUAGUGUACACGACAGGACCACAAGCAGGUAUGUUUUGCACUUAAAUGGCAAACACUGGUCAUCGUAAAUAAUUAGCAUUUCUUCAAAAGUAAUAACGUAAAACUUUCGUGAUCUUAAAAAAUAGUAACGUAUCCUAAAGAUAUAUCCUGACACCUUCUCAUAUCAACCAAUAUGUCACCUUGGUGUAGUAAGAGCGAAGACAAUGUUUAAAACAUUGUUAUACAUUAAACUAAUCCGGAUCAUAAAUUGAGUUUAAACCUUCGUAAUUUAAACUUUCGUUAUCAUAAUUCAAAUUUGCCGCGGAAUUUGCAUAAAAUUACUGUGACAUCAUUUCCAGUGACGUCAUAUCGGAGUGUCUACUUACCGGUAACUGAAAUCACUGAAAACCACCGAAAAUAUUACUGGAAUUUUCUUCUAGAAUUGUAAGUAUUUUUACCUUAGUUUUCAAAAGAAUUAUUUUGUGAAAUGGUCGUUUUGAAAUAUAUUUAAUUUUGUAAUUAUUAGCGCAAUAUCAUGAUUAUUUAGUUUAUGAAUGAAGAUGAUGAUGAUUUGUCUCCCUUUGGUAUAAAACUCGUGUUGAAAUCUUUCAAACCUUCGUUAUCGCAUGAUAACGAAGGUUUUAUUUUAUUUCUUGUGAUAAAAAAUCAAGUUAUACUUUGUGUAUAUACAUCAAACAUAAGUUUCUAAAACAUUUAUAAUAGACAUAUCAAACGGACAUUAUAACAGCCUUUUUAAAUUGCUCUGCAAUAUAUUUUAGAAUAAAACAUUAUAGAACAUGUUUAGAAUCUAGGUAUUCAUCUUGCUCAACUGAUAAUUUUAUUAAUUUCAAUCAUAUCCGUUUACUUUAUUUACAAUUUCCGAUGUUAUUGCAAAGAAUUAUAUUGUAAGUGAUCUUUUGUUGUACAUAAAUAAAGCCUUAGUGUCCCUUAUCAUAUUAUGUUAUGAUAACGAAUGUUUCACGAACAUAACGAAGGUUUUAAUUUCUUUGCAGGUAAAUAUCUUAAUAUGGGAAAGAGUAAAGCAGAAAUCCAAAGGGCCUAUCGCCAGCCUUAAAGAGGAAAACAAUGAAGAAUACCUGAGGCGGGAACGUGAGAGAAUGCGCCGUAACUAUGUACCUUCAUCUGAGCUCUCAGACAGAGACAAGAAAAGAAGAAACGAGCAAAAUAGAGCUAAAUUAAGAAGGUUUUACCAACGCAAGCGUGAAGAGCGACAACGGCAGGUUGCACCACAAGAACAAGACACAAGUGGGUAUGAUAGUGCUCCAAAUGACAGUUCAGAAAGAGGUCGUCUGAGAGUACGAAUCCCAUUUCAAAACAACAGGAGAAAGGGUGCACUUAUUAGGUGGAAACGAGAAUUGUCAGAGGCCACCUCUCGCAUUAGACUUCUUGAACAAGAAAGAUCCAAGCUUCUGAAAAGAUACAAAUCUACUCAAAGAUCAUUGCAGCGGAUGAAGAAUAAAAGUAAAAAUCAACAUCUAAGUCAAGAAUUAACACCACGAAAGCAGACAGAACAAGAAAUGCAGAUGGCAAACUUAUCUAACAGUCAGAAGCAAAAAAUUAGAAAGUCACUGUUGCUUGGAAAUGUCAUUGUCAGCGAGGUCAAACGUACAAAAGAACAAACGCCGAAAGGAACUAUGAAAGCUGUACAUAGAGUCAUCUCCGGAAAGAUAGCCAAGAAAUAUAAAUGCAUCAAAUUACUGUCAUUAAAGACUGGCCUCUGUCGACAUAGACUUGGAAAAAGCGAAAGUAAGCUCCACCAAGUAGCAAGAUCAUCGAGAAAGAGCACACUCGGGAGAUAUCAGGAGAGAGUAAUAGAGUUUUUUAAAAGAGAAGACAAUAGUAAGCUUCAACCGGGAAAGAAAGAUGUGAAGAAAAGUGAAAGUGGUGAAAAGAAACAAUUAUAUAUUCUUUCUGAUUACCUAUCAAAUUUGUACAAAAAGUUUCAAUCAGAAAAUCCUGAUGUUGAUAUAUCUUUCACUUCAUUUAGUCGAUGCAGACCCAAUUAUAUUUUGUUAACCUCAUUUUCAAGCCGCAGUUCAUGCUUAUGUACGAAACACCAGAAUGCUGCUUUGUCGGUAAAGCUGCUAAGAAAGGAGGGUAUAGAUGUAUCAGCAAACCCAGAAAGAGCAAUUGAAAAUUUUCCAACUAAAGAUGACCUUGAUAAAUCGUUGCCUGCGUCAAUUGUAUGGAGUCAGUGGAACAGAAUUGAAAUAGAAGAGAAAGGCAGGAAAAAGAUGGUAACCAGAGUAACCGAAUCAAAAGUCAACAGAGAGCAGUUUUUGGUCAAACUAGAACAACAAAUGAAAGAUUUCGAAUCUCACGUGAAAAGGGUUGCAAAACAGUAUGAAGAGAUAAAGAGGCUUAAGCAGAAUUUGCCAAAACAUGAGAUACUGUUGCAGCUGGACUUCGCAGAAAAUUAUAGUUGUAGAUCUCUAGAAGAAAUCCAGAGUGCAUACUUCAAUCAAACAAGUGUUACCUUCCACCCAGUUGUUGCAUAUUUUCGAGGCCAAGAUGAUACACUUCAACAUCAAAGCAUAAUUAUCGUGUCCGAUGAGAUGGGACACAAAGCGUCAACUGUAGUAACUUUUAUCGAUGAGUUGCAACCCAUUCUUAAAGAAAUAGAUGCCAAUAUUACAACAAUACACUAUUGGAGUGAUUCACCAACCAGUCAGUACCGCAACAAACAUAUAUUUGAUCUUUUAUCUUACCAUGAACAGCGGUAUGGUACCAAGGCUAGAUGGAACUAUUUUGAAGCCGGCCACGGCAAAGGGCCGUGCGAUGGUUUAGGUGGGUCUUGCAAGAGACUAGCCGACGAAGCUAUGAGAAGUGGCAAAGCUAUUAUCCAAGACGCCACUGAUUUCUACAAAUGGGCUAUCAACUCAAGUAUGAAAAAUGUCCAAUUUAGAUUUGUUUCUUCUGAAAAGUGCAGAGAAACGGAAAUACGAAUUCAGAGUAAUCCAGUCAAACCUGUCAAAGGGACUAUGAGGAUUCAUGCAGUGAUUGGCCAAGGAGAGUCUCGAAUCAAAGUCAGGGAGGUUAGUUGUUACUGUACAGAUUGUUUAGUAGGUGGCUCUUGUGAUGCUUGGGAUGAUGAAUUCACUAGGACCCAAAUAGCGGUCAAUAAUAACAGUGGAAAUACAGUUUGUGCUCAAGAGGAGAAAAAUAAUGAAGAUGCAAAUGCCGAAAAUAACAGACAUGAUGAAGCUAGAAAUGUAGAAGUAGAAAAAUGUACACAAGAUAUGGUGGAAAUGAAAUAUGAAAUAGAUGAUUAUGUUGCUUCUGUAUAUGAAAAUAAGUGGUUUAUUGGCGUGAUAGUUGAUAAAGAUGAAGAAGAGUAUGAAGUUAAAUUUAUGGAAACCAAGAAGCAGUUCUUUCAAUGGCCUAGAAAUGAGGACAUUGUUUGGCAGAAACCUUGUGAAAUAUUAACAAAAGUAGAUGCCCCAGAAGCUACAGGAAAAUCAAAAAGAAUGUUCAAAAUUAGUGAAUAUGAUAGAGAUCGUAUUUUGAGUCUUUAUGCAUUAUAUAAUGAAAAGUAGUGAUGCCACUAAACCUUCGUUAUCAACAAGACUGUUUGUGUUAAAUUUGUCAUGUAGUUUGACAUAUCAUGAUAUAUUUUGUAGCCAUGUCGCACAAAUAUGUUUAAACGUGAUUGGCGAUGACUAUUAGAACUACCGGAAACUUAUCCAUGUGACUUAAAUGAUGUAUUAUGUUAUUUUCUGAUUCUAGGGAAACCUUCGUUACCAUAAGUGUUUAAUCGUUGUCUUGAUGAGGCGAUCCUAUUGCAUAUCUAGAUUAUUAGAUUGUGUUUAAUGGUUUUAAAUGAAAAGGAAAUAAUCUAAGAAACACUUUGUUAGACUAUAUCGGUUCACUAUUCUGACUUUUAAUGUUUGUUUUCAUGAAUGGCUACUAUUCAAUCAGUGAAUUUAUGAAAUACUAUAGACAAUGCUAUGAACAAAUAUUCAUAAUAUAAAUUUUUGUAUAAAUCAUUUCUGUAUCUGUUCAUUCUUGUGUUGAAAAUUAAAUAGAUCUUCGAUCAGAUUUAAAACAUUUUUGUAUUUUUAUUAAUCAAAACCUUCGUUAUUUUUUUGGUGAAUUAUUAAGGAUUGGCCACGUAUGUUAGAUAUAUGUGGACUUUGCGAAAAGUUGGUUAUUUUGUUUUCUACAUCGAAUUAAAAAGUUGCAUUUGUGUUUAUAUGCGAUGACUUCAACUAGAAUAUACGGUCUGAAAAAAGAAUUUGAAGCAUAUAUAUGAUUUUAUUUAUUUAUGUUGCAACCUUUUUCUAAUGCAAACAUAUUAUUAGAAAUUUAUUCUUCGGUCUUGGUCAGUUCGUUUAGUACUUAAAAAAAUAAAUAUUGCUAUAUUAAACGUUUAUGAUAAUGUUAAGUUUAGCAAAGUUUUCAAAAAUAUUAUAUCAAAUAAGUGUACAUUAUACAUCAUAGGGCUCUAAUAACGGAGGUUUAUACGUAAUAAAUUAAGUCUUCAGCCACCUAUGUUUGAGAGAUCAUUACACGAAAACUGCGAGAGUGUUGUAUACAAAACUUUCAGAUAUUGUCAUAGGGUGGUAUAUGAAUGUCUUAAAACAAAUAUUGACUAAAUCAGGAAAGGUCGAAUUUUUAAAUAUAUUUUUUACCCCAUGGACCUACUUGUUGAAAAU
Ruditapes philippinarum (Manila clam) is the source of this 5131-nucleotide messenger RNA. RefSeq lists its product as uncharacterized. The transcript has a single exon. NCBI's taxonomy places the organism in Eukaryota, Metazoa, Mollusca, Bivalvia, Venerida, Veneridae. The coding region runs from base 1574 to 4012 and encodes 812 amino acids. The record is from RefSeq and is a predicted model, not a curated record.